AGAGUGAGAUAUUUUCCCAUCCACAAAUCUCGCACCUGAUUCCAUAAAAUUGAUCUUCUUCUUCAACGCACAUCUCUCUAGUGUCUCCUCCACUUUUUAUGUCCGUAUACGUCGUCUUGACGAAAAUUUUGGAAUUUUCUUGGGAGAAAAAAGUCAUUAAAGCACUAAUCAUGUGUAGAAACCCUUGAAGACGUUUUUGCGUUUACUUUAAACCACACAAACGCGUUGAAAUUAGCGAUAAAUGGGUAUUGUUACGACGAAGACUUAUACUACUACCUCUACUAACUUCGAUUUUGGUGUUGGUUUGAAACAGUUUAUGUACGGAAACACUUUCAUAGUUCUCGAUGCUUUCUGGGGUUCUCUCUCUAAUCUCUUCAGUGAUAAUUCAGACAAAGACACAAGCUUGGUCGUGUUCAAGAAACAGAACACAAGCGAUUCCUCUGUUUACGGAGAUCAUCAAGAUCAAAACCAAAUUGGUGGAACAAAAGAAGACGAUGAUGCGAUGGAAACCUCUCUGGUUUCGAUUAGCAAGAGAUGCGAGUUUUAUACCGACAAGAAAAGCAUCGUUGGUUUUGUAGAAGAGCCUAAAGCGUUUAGCUUUAAGUUUCGUGAUUACUCUGCUACUGUUCAUGAGGAGGAGGAGAAGAAGAAGAAGAAGAAGAUGGUGAGAUUCUCAGAUAUUGAGGAACCGGACACAAGGUCCAUGGUUGUGGAGAAAUCAGAAUCAGAAGGUUUUGUGAAGGAACACGUGAAAGAAGAGAUGUUGGUUUAUGAGUUCAUGAGUUGUGGUGUCUUAAAGGAACUUUUAGAUCACGAAGAACACUUGUUCGAUGAUGAUGAUGUUGACGGGUUUAUAGAACUUAACCCAAGUUCACAGAUUUCUAACUUUGCUUAUGGAGAAGGAGGAGAUGAAGAAGAAGAGUUGAUAAAUAUGGGGUUUGAUGAACAAGAAGAGGUAUAUGAUGAGUUUGAUGAUGGUUCAGAUUCAGAUGAUGAUGAUGAGUUUGAGCAUAGUGAUGUGAUUGAGAAAUUGAAAACAGAGAUAAGGACUGCAAGAACAGGAGGAUUGUGCACCAUUCUUGAGGAAUCAGAGACUCCAUUAGAAGAGCUGAAACCACUCAAGAUCGAACCAAAACAAGAUCAGCACAAAGACAGAAUCUCUGAAAUUCACAAGGUUUACAAGAGCUAUGCGGUUAAAAUGCGAAAACUCGAUGUCAUCGAUUCUCAAACUAUGCAUUCCAUCAGUUUGCUAAAGCUAAAAGAUUCAUCUAAACCGAGCAGAAACAACGUUAAAGCGCCUAAAUCGCCUCUGCAUCAGAAUCUAUGGCCAUUCAAGAAACAUAAGCUUGAAUGUGAUCCGAUUGAGAGACUUGUGAAAGAAGCGAGUAGAGACUUUGAGACUGUCUAUGUAGGCCAAGUUUGUCUCUCGUGGGAGAUGCUUCAAUGGCAAUACGCUAAAGUCUUGGAGUUUGAUUCUCAUGUUCCUCCUUAUCAAUACAAUUUAGUAGCUGGAGAGUUUCAACUAUUCCAAGUUCUGCUUCAACGGUUUGUGGAGAAUGAACCAUUUCAAAACUCUUCUAGAGUUGAGAGUUACUUAAAGAACCGUCGCCAUUUCCAUAAUUUCCUUCAGAUUCCACUUGUUAGAGAUGACCGUUCCUCGAAGAGUAAUAAGAAAUGUAGAUAUGAAGGAGAAUUCGCGGUAAAGAUUGAAAUGUUGAGAGAGAUCAUCCGAGAGUCGAUGUGUAUUUUCUUGGAGUUUCUAUGUGCAGACAAAGACGAGUUUACUUCAAUGGUGAAAGUUUCUCACCAAACUCAAGUCUCUCCACAAGAUCCUCUUGACCUUGAGCUCUUGACAGAUAUCAGAACUCAUUUCCAAAAGAAGGAGAAGAAGCUAAAGGAAAUAUUAAGAAGCCAAAGCUGUAUAAUAGUGAAGAAGUUAAAGAAGAAUGAGUCAAAGAGUAGUGUUGGACUCAAAGAUGACUUACUGAUAGCUCAAAUAGAACUGAGACUGGUUUCAAGAGUGAUGAACAUAUCCAAACUUACCACCGAGAAGUUAGUUUGGUGCAAAGAGAAACUUGACAGGAUUAGCUUCAACGGUCGAAAGAUUCACAUGGAGUCAUCUUUCUCUUUAUUACCUUUUUGAUCCUUCUCUGCAUAAAAGAUUAGAUCAUAGAUGUUGGAAACAUUAUGGCUUUAUCA
Molecule: messenger RNA, 2199 nt
Organism: Camelina sativa (false flax)
Lineage: Eukaryota; Viridiplantae; Streptophyta; Magnoliopsida; Brassicales; Brassicaceae
Source: RefSeq, a predicted model, not a curated record